Molecule: messenger RNA, 6903 nt
Organism: Raphanus sativus (radish)
Lineage: Eukaryota; Viridiplantae; Streptophyta; Magnoliopsida; Brassicales; Brassicaceae
Exons: 40
Coding region: 73-6708 (2211 amino acids)
Biological process (GO): maturation of SSU-rRNA from tricistronic rRNA transcript (SSU-rRNA, 5.8S rRNA, LSU-rRNA); positive regulation of transcription by RNA polymerase I
Cellular component (GO): small-subunit processome; 90S preribosome; t-UTP complex
Molecular function (GO): snoRNA binding
Source: RefSeq, a predicted model, not a curated record
CCCAGCCGCGCUCUUCUUCUUCUUCUUCAACCUUCCUCCAAAGAACACACAGUCUUCGCUCUAUUAGCGAGAAUGAGUUCCUCGUUAUCCUCACAGUUACAAGCCAUCAAGUCAAUUGUACAAGCCGAUACAGAGCCAACAAAGAGACCAUACACACGCCCUUCGAUCCUCUUCAGUCCCAAAGAAGCAGCAGAUUUAGAUAUCGAGUCAAUCCACGAACUCGGACUCAAAGGUCUCGAAGUGCUUGGAAACAAAGACGAGAGGUUUAAGAACUUCGCGAACGAUCUGUUUAGUCAUAAGAGUAGAGAGAUCGAUAGAGAGUUGCUUAGUAAAGAAGAAAAUGCUAAGAUUGAUGCUUCGAUUAGUUCGUAUCUACGGUUGCUCUCUGGCUAUCUUCAGUUUCGUGCUUCCUUGGAGACUCUUGAGUAUCUCAUACGAAGAUACAAGGUUCAUAUAUACAAUGUAGAAGAUGUGGUGUUGUGUGCUUUUCCGUAUCACGAUACACAUGCUUUUGUUCGUAUUGUUCAGCUGAUUACCACUGGAAACACCAAGUGGAAGUUUCUGGACGGUGUGAAGAAUUCAGGUGCUCCACCUCCUAGAUCUGUUAUCGUUCAGCAGUGUAUACGUGAUAUGAAUGUCUUGGAGGCCUUGUGUGACUAUGGAUCUCGGACUAAGAAGUAUCAGCCUUCGAAACCGGUGGUCAGCUUCUCCACGGCUGUUGUCGUCGAGGUUUUAGGUUCCGUGGCCAAGGUUGAUGGAGAUGUUGUAAAGCAGAUUUUACCAUUUGUCGACUCUGGUGUUCAGUCCGCUGUGAAAGGAUGUUUAGAUCAGCAGGCUGGUGCGUUAAUGGUUGUUGGCAUGUUGGCUACCAAAGCCACACUAAAUGAGAACCUUAUCAAACGCUUUAUGAGGUCAAUCAUCGACAUUGCUCGUGAACAUGCCAAAGAAUCCUCUGAUCCUCAUUGGCUUCGAUUGUCAUUUAUGGCAUUGAUUAAUUUGGUUCAGUUACAGUCUGUUGACUUGAUCCCAAAGAAAGCUUUGGACCUUUUAAAGGAAAUAAGGGAUAUUUCUGGUGUUCUUCUAGGCUUGUCCAAAGAAUUCAACAUCAAGAGGUUCCUUGCAGUGUUACUGGAUUCUCUUCUUCUUUACAGUUCGUCUGAUGAUCAAUGUCUGGAAACGCUAGUUUCGAUAAUUGAUAAUGUUCCAGUAGACAACUUGGUUGAUCAUAUGAUCUCCAAGGUUUUCUCUACUUGUAUGACACAAUACCAGAAGAACAAAAGUGACCCUACAUCUUCUACAUCUGGGUGCUGGGCCAAGAAAAUUCUUGCUGUUGUUAGUAAGAAGUAUUCUGUUGAAUUACGUGCGGCAGUACAGAAAUUUAUGGAGGAUACUAAAGGUCAGUCGAAGAAAGAUGAUUUGAAGCUGGAGAUGUUGUCUCGAAUGCUGGACGGGAAUUCAGACAUGUCCCUGCCGUUCGUGGAUUCAAAAUUGUGGUUCCGGCUCCACCAUCCCAAGGCUGCUGUACGUUGUGCUGCGCUUUCGAGUUUAAACGGUGAUCUCAAGAGUGAUAGAUCUAAGGUAGAGAACCUCACCACUAUUCAGGAUGCUAUAGUGCGCCAGCUUUGGGAUGAUGACCUGGCUGUUGUUCAAGCCGCCCUGUCUCUUGAUCAGUUGCCCAGUAUUGUAACCUCUUCUAGUCUCCUGGAUGCUUUACUUCAUGUGGUGAAACGGUGUGUUGGGAUUCUCAUAACAGGAGUUUCACAAAAUGUUCAACUUGCAACAGAUGUCGUUGCUCUGUCCUUUAAAAUUGCUGUCUCAAGUUUCCGUAAUCAAGCAGACUCUACCGAGAAAGUCGCCUCUGCAAUGUUUCCAUUUUUCUUAAUUCAUCCUAAGACUUGGAAUUUAAACCUACAUGUGCUGACAUUGGUGAAGGAUGUUAACUGGCCACUUUUCAAGAAUCUUGUUGUUGAUGACGAAAUGAAGAAGCUCCCAGAUAUCAUGUCUGGAAACAUAUCCUCUAUAAGCAUGGAUAUUAUCAAUAGUUUGGGGGAGGCACUUUCGGUGGAACCUGAUGAGCGUAGGAUUGAGCUAGUUGAGAGGGCUUGCAACUUCAAGCUCUCUGAAGUUUUGGAAUCAUGCAGCAAUAUCAAAUUGACAGAACAGGAACGCAACAAGUUGCAGAAGGGACUGUUGAUCCGCGAAAGUGUGUCCGCAUUGAACAUGAAUAUCGUUGACCAGCUGGCUGAAGCCUUUAUGAUGCACCCUGGUGAAGUUAUUCAGUGGCUUACUGCCAGUUGCCAAGAUGCACCGUUGUCAAAGACGCUGUUUUUUGUUUUGUUGAUGCAGUCAUUACACAAGAUGAAUUCUUCAUCUGAUCCGAGUCAAUUUUUGGAUGUUUUCGACCUUUGCUUUCCUGUUUUGAAGACCGAGUGGGAAGAACUUGAUUUUGCAGUUGAUCUUUCUUUGAAAGAGCUGUCCAAAAGCAGCUGCCGGGAAGUCUUAUAUCAACUUUGUGACACCUCUGAUUUUACUGCACUGAAUUCAAAGCUUCUGCUCUGCUUGUUUUGGAAGUUGGUCGAGUCAUUCAUUAAACUUGAACCGGCCCAUGUCUCUUCGGUUUUUAGCGGAAGGUUGUAUAGCGGGCUUGAAGAUUUGUUUUUCUUUUUUGCAACAACCCGAUCACAGCAUGUUUUCGAGAAACACCUCCACUACCGUGUGAGAGAAGCCCAAGUCUGUCCCGUUUUGUUUCUCACUAGACUCUUAUCACGAGAAGAUGCUCCUCCUAUGGUCCAAAUUGAAAGUCUAAAAUGCUUCUCGUAUCUUUGCUCCAGUGGGAAUAGUGAAUGGUUGAUCCAGAUAUUCUCUAGUUUUCCAGUACUUUUGGUUGCCAUGUCGAGUGAUAAUCAGGAUGUUAAAGUAGCUGCCAUGAAUUGCUUAGAGGCGCUCUUCAACCUAUGGUGCCGUGUUGACUCUAGCAAGAAAAAUGGGAGUGCUGCAAUCUAUGGUAGUUCCUUUGAUGAACUUUUGGAAAUGAUCAUUCAACAAAGGAGGCUUAUAUUGUCGGACAAAAAGUUUCUCUCAUCCUACUUAACAUCGUUACUCAGUUCAACCCCUAAGGACUUGCUAGUGCCAGUUGACCUGCAAAAGAGGUUUGAUCAAUCUACAAAAGAAAGCAUUCUUUCGUUCAUCUUAUUGUGUGCACAAGAACUUCCUGCUUAUGGGAAGCUAAGAGUUCUCUCACUGCUAAAAGGUCUGGGCAUCUUGCUUAUGCGUGAUGAAAAUGUUAAGUCAUUAUCUCAACUUCUAGAUAAACGUAGUCAGUACUACGUUGAACUGGACAAAACUUCCCCACCAAUAUCAGACACUGAGGUUGACUUAUUGUGCCUUCUCCUAGAGUGCUCCAUGAUGCGUUCAUCGUCGUUUAAAGGGCAGUCUCUUGAUGAUCACAUACUAAACGCAUUGAAAAUGGAUUGUGUGGAUUCAGAACAUCCUGCGAUUAUCUCUCCACUUAUUACUAUAUUGGAGAAGUUAAACAAUCAAUAUUAUACUGAACUGAACACCGAGGUUCAGAUUCGUUUCGUCAACAAGCUAGUGUUUAUGUUUCGAAGUACAAAUGGCAGAAUACAAAAUGCUGCUAAAGAAGCUGUCUUACGCCUGAAGAUUUCUUGUUCGACGGUGGUCCAUACACUCGAUCAUAUCACUAAGCAGGAUAAUCAUGUUAUUGAUUCUUUGAGCAAGAAGAAGAAACAGAAGAAAAAUUCACAGUCCUGCCUAGAAGAGGACGUAAAUGGUGGGGAACUUCUAAGAGGAGAAAAGGCUCUCUUUUUCAUUGCCUCGGUACUUGACAUGCUGCUUCUAAAGAAAGAUCUAGCCCACAGGGAGUCCCUUGUAGGGCCUUUGUUCAAGCUCCUAGGACGAUCUAUGUCUAAUGAAUGGGUCAAUAUUGCUUCGUCAGCUGAAGAAACCUCAGUCCAACCUCUCCAGGAUGUCCGUGAAAUAACUCAUGCAUCUAUUUCGUCCAUCCAGCAGACAGUGCUCUUACUCCUGAAAGAUAUUUUUGAUUCUCCGAAUAUGAAUUCUUUGAAGCAGGCUGACACAACAAUUGAAAUCAAUGUCAAAAUGCUUGUUGAGUUUGCCCAGUCCUCAAAUGAUGGAGUCAUACGGAAUUAUGUCUUCUCCCUAUUCACUUCAAUAGUUAAUAUUGUCCCAGAUAGAGUUUUGGACCAUAUUAUCAGCAUACUUACGCUUGUUGGCGAAUCAACAGUGACACAGAUUGAUAGCCACUCGAAGUCGAUCUUUGAGGAGUUUAUUUCAUCAGUUAUUCCAUUUUGGCUGUCUAAGACUAAGAGUGAGGAGAAGUUGCUGGAGAUUUUUGUUAAAGUGUUGCCUGAUAUUGUUGAGCAUAGAAGGCGUUCCAUUGUAGCUUACCUGCUGAGAGUUAUUGGUGAACAAACUGGUUUGCCUUCUUUACUUGUCCUUUUGUUCCAGUCUCUGAUUUCAAGGAAAGACCCAGCUUGGCUUAGUAAUGUCCAGAACUCGGAAAGUUUUAUAUCCGAUGUUAAGAGGGAGUGGGAGUAUGCUUUUGCCGUGGAAAUAUGCGAACAAUAUACGUCUUCGACAUGGCUCUCUUCCCUGGUCAUGCUUCUUCAGACUAUCAGCAAAGACAGUUCUAGUAAAGAAUGUUUCUUUCAGAUGCGGCUUGUCUUAGAAUUUAUAUUCCAGAAAUUGCAAGACCCAGAGUUUACGUUUGCAGUGUCACUUGAACCAAGAAAUAAUGUUUCAGUUGGCAUUCAGCAAAAACUACAGGAGCUUAUGGAGGGUUGUAUACUUCUUCUGCAAGCUGUUGAUUCCACAAAGGAGAAAGAUGUGACUUCUGCGGUUAGAAAGGAAAUAAGAAUGCGUGUAAAUGAUGUCUUGAUGACUGUCACGGGAGUUAUGGACCUGUCUAUAUAUUUCAGAGUUGUUACUAGCUUGCUUCAACAGCAUUCAGAUAGUAAUGGAACUAGAAAGGUACUUGGGCUUAUAAGUACUAGAGCUAAGGACUCCUCUACAUCUAAACUGAAACACAAGAGAAGGCUCCCCAAUCAGAAAAGAGGAAAUCCUUGGUUGAACCUGGAUGAGGCUGCUGUUGAAGCUUUCGGGAAGAUGUGUGAGGAAAUCGUCAAUGUAAUUAUUGAGACAGAUGAUGAGUCGGGUGUUCCAGCUAAACGAGCUGCCAUUUCUACACUGGAAGUUUUGGCUAGCAGGCUUCCCUCUGGUCAUCCGAUCUUCAGCAAGUGUCUUGCAUCUGUUGCAGAAGGCAUCAGCUCAAAGAAUCUGGGAGUUUCUUCAAGCUGCCUUCGUACAACUGGUGCAUUGAUCAAUGUUCUUGGACCAAAGGCGCUCGUUGAACUUCCACGAAUAAUGAAAAAUUUGGUACAACAAUCUCGCGAAGUGUCAUCUGCAUCAACAACUGGAAACGCAGCAGCGGAGGAACAGUUGGUGAUGCUGUCUGUUCUAGUCACUUUGGAAGCAGUGAUUGAUAAACUUGGAGGUUUCCUGAAUCCUCAUCUUGGGGAUAUCAUUAGACUCAUGGUUCUGCAUCCUGAAUAUGUUUCUGACUUCGACAAGAAUCUCAAGUCCAAAGCCAAUGCCAUUAGGAGACUCCUUACUGAAAAAAUACCAGUUCGCCUCACUCUGCAACCUCUUCUGCGAAUAUACGAUGAGGCUGUUUCUUGUGGCGACGCAAGUUUGGUGAUUGCUUUUGACAUGCUAGAAAACCUGGUUGCAAAAAUGGAUAGAGCAUCUAUUGUUUGCAACCAUGCAAAGAUUUUCGACCAAUGCUUAGUUGCCCUAGAUAUUAGACGCCAAAAUCCAGCAACGAUUCAGAAUGUUGAUGUUGCGGAGAAAAGUGUAAUCAAUGCGACGGUUACACUCACAAAGAAGCUAACUGAGUCUGAGUUUAAACCCCUCUUUAUAAGAAGUAUUGAUUGGGCAGAGUCGGAUAUUGUAGAUGGAUCUGGGAAUGAGAAUAAGAGCGUCGACAGAUCUAUCUCUUUCUAUGGUCUAGUGAAUAGACUCUGUGAGAGUCACUUGUCGAUCUUUGUACCAUAUUUCAAGUUCAUGCUUGACAGUAUUGUAUCGCAUCUCACCAGUGCUGGAGCAUCAGUAUCAACAAGGAAGAAAAAGAAAGCCAAACUUCAAGAAUCAGAUGACGCUAUACCACCAAAAAGCUGGCAUCUUAGGGCGUUGGUGCUUUCUUCUUUGAAGAACUGCUUUUUGCAUGAUACUGGAAGUUUGAAGUUCCUCGACGCAAACAACUUCCAGGUGCUACUGAAGCCUAUAGUAUCUCAGCUUGUUGUUGAACCGCCAUCUGGUUUAAAGGAACAUCCACAUGUACCAACUGUAGAAGAGGUUGAUGAGUUGUUGGUUUCAUGCAUUGGUCAAUUGGCAGUAGCCUCUGGCUCUGAUCUUCUCUGGAAACCGCUGAACCACGAGGUGCUAAUGCAAACAAGGAGUGAGAAGUUGCGUGCGAGGAUGUUGAGUUUGAGGAGCGUGAAACAGAUGAUGGAUAAUCUGAAAGAAGAGUAUCUAGUCUUGCUAGCUGAGACCAUUCCAUUCUUAGGUGAACUGCUGGAAGACGUUGAUCUGUCUGUCAAGUCUCUGUCUCAAGAUAUCAUCACUCAGUUGGAAAAGAUGAGCGGUGAAGAUCUGGCGCAACUCCUCUGAGUAACCUCUGUUUGCUACAAAACUUUAGAUUCCCAAUUUUGAUGUCUCCUGUUUCUGUUAGUAUUAAACUAAUAACUGGUGUGAAAUACGGUUUGAUUCUGAGCAACAGUUUUGAGUUCUUUUGUUAUGACUUGAUAAUAACUUGUUUCUGUGACUUGACUUUUAUUUCGAGUAUAAUGAAUUUGUUAUUUGUGA